Equus quagga is the source of this 7995-nucleotide messenger RNA. It is a transcript of the gene ABCC4, whose product is annotated as ATP binding cassette subfamily C member 4. Gene Ontology annotation, cellular component: plasma membrane. NCBI's taxonomy places the organism in Eukaryota, Metazoa, Chordata, Mammalia, Perissodactyla, Equidae. Gene Ontology annotation, biological process: transmembrane transport. The transcript has 31 exons. The record is from RefSeq and is a predicted model, not a curated record. Bases 361 to 4341 code for a protein of 1326 amino acids. Gene Ontology annotation, molecular function: ATP hydrolysis activity; ATP binding; ABC-type transporter activity.
UGGCUCCGAGCACCAAUUUCGGCAAGUUUGCAGUCAGGUGCCAGCACGUGGACGCCUCCGCGCCGCACCGAGCGUGCUCAGCCCACCCACCUCCAUCCACCGGCGCCAGCCGCCUCCUUCGCAUCUGCGCGGGGCUCCGGGCAGCGGCGGCCCAGCUCCCGGCUCCCGGCUGUCGGCAGGCGGACCGGGAGGCGGGAACGGGGCGGGCUGCCGGCGCUUCGCUCCCGGAAGCGGGUGGUUGUCAGGCUCCCGCCGAGCGGACCGAGCUCCAGCAUCCCUGCCCACGCCUCCAGGAGCAGCGAGAGCCGCACCGCCGCCCUCAGAGCGCGACCCCGGCUCGCGCCCUGCCCGGCCGGCAAGAUGCUGCAUGUGUACUCAGAGGGGAAGCCCAACCCGCUGCAGGACGCGAACCUCUGCUCGCGCGUGUUCUUCUGGUGGCUAAACCCCUUGUUUAAAAUUGGUCAUAAGCGGAGAUUAGAAGAAGAUGAUAUGUAUACAGUGCUUCCAGAAGAUCGCUCAAAGCACCUUGGAGAAGAGUUGCAAGGGUGCUGGGAUAAAGAAGUUUUGAGAGCCAAGACAGACGCACGGAAGCCUUCUCUAACAAAGGCAAUCAUAAAGUGUUAUUGGAGAUCCUAUUUAGUUUUGGGAAUUGUUACGUUUAUUGAGGAAGUCAUCAAAAUAAUCCAGCCCAUAUUUUUGGGGAAAAUUAUUGAUUAUUUUGAAAAGUAUGAUCCCACCGAUUCUGCGGCUUUGUAUGAAACGUACGGCUAUGCAUUCGUGCUGACUGCCUGCACACUCAUCUUGGCCAUCCUGCACCACUUAUAUUUUUAUCACGUUCAGUGUGCUGGGAUGAGGUUGAGAGUAGCCAUGUGCCAUAUGAUUUAUCGGAAGGCGCUUCGCCUUAGUAACGUGGCCAUGGGGAAGACCACCACAGGCCAGAUAGUCAACCUGCUGUCCAACGAUGUGAACAAGUUUGACCAGGUGACAAUAUUCUUGCACUUUCUGUGGGCAGGGCCACUGCAGGCUAUCGCAGUAACUGGCCUGCUCUGGAUGGAAAUAGGAAUUUCAUGUCUUGCCGGGAUGGCAGUUCUCGUCAUUCUUCUGCCUUUGCAAAGCUGCUUCGGGAAGUUGUUCUCGUAUUUCCGGAGUAAGACCGCAACCUUCACAGACAUCAGGAUCAGGACCAUGAAUGAAGUUAUAACUGGCAUAAGAAUAAUAAAAAUGUAUGCUUGGGAAAAGUCAUUUGCAGAACUUAUUACCAGUUUCAGAAGGAAGGAAAUCGCCAAGAUUCUGAGAAGUUCCUACCUUAGAGGAAUGAAUUUGGCGUCAUUUUUCAUUGCAAGCAAAAUCAUCGUUUUUGUGACCUUCACCACCUAUGUGCUCCUGGGCAAUGUGAUCACAGCCAGCCGUGUGUUUGUGGCAAUGACACUGUAUGGGGCUGUGCGUGUGACCGUCACCCUCUUCUUCCCCUCGGCCAUUGAGAGAGUCUCGGAGGCAGUUGUCAGCAUCCGAAGAAUCCAGAACUUUCUGUUACUUGAUGAGAUAUCACAGCAUGACCCUCAGCUGCCAUUAAAUGAUGGUAAAAUGAUAGUGCAUGUGGAAGAUUUUUCUGCUUUUUGGGAUAAGGCAUCAGAAACUCCAACCCUACGAGGCCUUUCCUUCACUGUCAGACCUCGUGAAUUGUUAGCCGUGGUUGGACCUGUGGGAGCAGGAAAGUCAUCACUGUUAAGUGCUGUGCUGGGGGAACUGCCCCCGAGCCAGGGGCUGGUCACUGUGCAUGGAAAAAUUGCAUAUGUUUCUCAGCAGCCCUGGGUGUUUUCAGGAACUGUGAGGAGUAAUAUUUUAUUUGGGAAGAAAUAUGAAAAGGAACGGUAUGAAAAAGUCAUAAAGGCUUGUGCUUUGAGAAAGGAUUUACAGCUUUUGGAGAAUGGAGAUCUAACUGUGAUAGGAGAUCGAGGAACCACGCUGAGUGGAGGACAGAAAGCCCGGGUCAACCUCGCAAGAGCCGUGUAUCAAGAUGCAGACAUUUACCUCCUGGACGAUCCUCUCAGUGCAGUGGAUGCAGAAGUUAGCAGGCACCUGUUUGAACUGUGUAUUUGCCAAACCUUGCAUGAGAAGAUCACAAUCUUAGUGACUCAUCAGUUGCAGUACCUAAAAGCCGCCAGUCAGAUUCUGAUAGUGAAAGAUGGUGAAAUGGUGCAAAAGGGGACCUACACUGAGUUUCUGAAAUCUGGGGUAGAUUUUGGUUCCCUUUUAAAGAAGGAAAAUGAGGAGACUGAACAAUCUCCAGUUCCAGGAACUCCCACGCUGAGGAAUCGGACCUUCUCGGAGUCUUCGGUUUGGUCUCAACAGUCUUCUAGACCGUCGUUGAAAGAUGGCACUCCAGAGGGCCAAGAUACUGAGAACGCACAGGUUACGCUAUCAGAGGAGAGCCGUUCUGAAGGAAAUAUUGGUCUUAAGGCCUACAAGAAUUACUUCACAGCUGGUGCUCACUGGCUUAUCAUCAUUUUCCUUAUUCUAUUAAACAUCAUAGCACAGGUGGCCUACAUUCUUCAGGACUGGUGGCUUUCAUACUGGGCAAAUGAGCAGAGCGCCCUGAAUGUCACUGUAAAUGGAAAAGAAAAUGUAACUGAGAAGCUCGAUCUUAACUGGUACUUAGGAAUUUAUUCAGGUUUAACUGUAGCUACCGUCCUUUUUGGCAUAGUGAGAGCUCUGUUGGUAUUCUACGUCCUUGUUAAUUCUUCACAAACUUUGCACAACAGAAUGUUUGAGUCCAUUUUGAAAGCUCCGGUAUUGUUCUUUGAUAGAAAUCCAAUAGGAAGAAUUUUAAAUCGUUUCUCCAAAGACAUUGGGCAUAUGGAUGACUUGCUGCCCCUGACAUUUCUAGAUUUCAUCCAGUCAUUUCUACAAGUGAUCGGUGUGAUGGGUGUGGCGGUGGCGGUGAUUCCUUGGAUUUCGUUACCCCUGAUUCUCCUCAUCAUCAUUUUCUUUGUUCUUCGGCGAUAUUUCUUGGAAACAUCAAGAGAUGUCAAACGCCUGGAAUCUACAACUCGGAGCCCGGUGUUUUCCCACUUAUCGUCUUCUCUCCAAGGGCUCUGGACCAUCCGGGCAUACAAAGCUGAAGAGAGGUUUCAGGAACUGUUCGACGCACACCAGGAUUUGCAUUCAGAGGCUUGGUUCUUGUUUUUGACUACGUCCCGGUGGUUUGCUGUGCGUCUGGAUGCCAUCUGUGCCAUCUUUGUCACUGUUAUUGCCUUUGGGUCGCUGAUUCUGGCAGAAACAUUGGACGCUGGGCAGGUUGGUCUGGCAUUGUCCUACGCCCUCACGCUCAUGGGGAUGUUCCAGUGGUGCGUCAGGCAGAGCGCUGAAGUUGAGAAUAUGAUGAUCUCAGUGGAACGGGUGAUUGAAUAUACAGACCUCGAGAAAGAAGCGCCUUGGGAAUACCAGAAACGCCCCCCGCCGAGCUGGCCCCACGAAGGAGUGAUUGUCUUUGAUAACGUUAACUUCACAUACAGUUUAGACGGGCCUCUGGUGCUGAAGCACCUGACAGCGCUCAUUAAAUCAGGAGAAAAGGUUGGCAUUGUGGGACGAACAGGAGCUGGAAAAAGUUCCCUCAUCUCGGCCCUUUUUAGAUUGUCAGAACCCGAAGGUAAAAUUUGGAUUGAUAAGAUCUUGACAACCGAAGUUGGACUUCACGAUUUAAGGAAGAAAAUGUCAAUCAUACCUCAGGAACCUGUUUUAUUCACUGGAACAAUGAGGAAAAAUCUGGAUCCCUUUAAUGAACAUACAGAUGAGGAACUAUGGGAUGCCUUAAAAGAGGUACAACUUAAAGAAGCCGUGGAAGAUCUUCCUGGUAAAAUGGAUACUGAAUUAGCAGAAGCAGGAUCGAACUUUAGUGUGGGACAGAGACAGUUGGUGUGCCUUGCCAGGGCUAUUCUCAGGAAAAAUCGGAUAUUGAUAAUUGACGAAGCGACAGCAAAUGUAGAUCUAAGAACUGAUGAGUUAAUACAAAAAAAAAUCCGUGAGAAAUUUGCUCAUUGCACUGUGCUAACCAUCGCGCACAGGUUGAACACGAUUAUUGACAGCGACAAGAUUAUGGUUUUGGAUUCAGGAAGGCUGAAAGAAUAUGAUGAGCCGUAUGUUUUGCUGCAAAAUAGAGAUAGCCUAUUUUACAAGAUGGUGCAACAACUGGGCAAGGCAGAAGCUGCUGCCCUCACUGAAACAGCAAAACAGGUGUACUUCAAAAGGAAUUAUCCUGCUAUUACUCACAAUGGCCAUGUGGUUAUGAACGUGUCCAAUGGACAGCCCUCAGCCUUAACUAUUUUUGAGACAGCACUGUGAUUCUGCCGCAUUGUCGUCUAAUCUGAAGGCAUUUUUUCAAUGGUUUUUGCACUGUAUAAACUAUAUUGUACUUUUUUCACACUAGCGAAACAUAUUUACACAGAGAUGUUAGUUUAUUUGAAUUUUUCCUCCAACUUCACCCAAUCAUUUCAAACUCUAACAAAAUGUUGUAUUGUUUUUAUUUAUAUGUGAUAGUAUUUUUUUUCCUUAUCCAAAUCAGAGGUGCAGGCCACCCAUAAAAACUGUCUACCAGGUUUUGUGCCUUAAGAGACCCCAGACCCAAAGCCCAUUUUAUAAGGUGUAAGACAAAUUGUCACAGAUUUUUUUUUUUACUGCCCUCAAGAUUACAUAUUACUUUCCAGUUUUAUCAGGAAUUCUGUUUACUUGAAGACUGUGUGACAUUGCCAUUUUGUCUCACCACUUUCCUUAACAUAACUAGGAUCCGUUAUUUUCCCUAAAGACCUCUGGUUAAAAUAGUACAGAUAAAACUAAUAGGGGGGAAAAAUAUAUAUAUAUAUACACACACACACACUUUAGUUUGUGACAUUAUAGUAGGAAGGGUCUGUCCCCCAGCCCCCAAAAAAGAUAGUAUGGUUAAAAUACAGAAGGACAAUAUUUAAUUGCAUGUUCUAAAAGAGAAUGAAGAGAAAAUAAUACGUUCUCAAAAUAGGAGCCCUUAUAGGUGAUUUGAUAUUGAAGGACUCAAGUGUGGUCGUUGAUUGACGUAUAGACUGCACGACUCUGACAUGGUAACCAUUGCAGUUUUAGACUCAGCAUGGCGAUAUUUUCAAAAAAGCCCAAACCACUAACUGGAAUUCCUAAAUAGGAAGUAGUAGUCUUAUUUGGAUUUCUGGUUUACUGACAGUUAACCCUCUGUUGACUAUAAGCCUUUUGGUUUAGCCUUUAUUGAAACCCUUUCCCAAUUGCAUGCAUAGGCUCUCCUGACUUGGUGGUGAGAACUGAAAAUUGUUGGAAACAUUGACUGUAAUUAUGUUGUCUGUUCUCAGGAUGCACCCAGAAGGUCCACUUUCAUGAGCCUGCCCCGGUCAGUUUACUUUGGACCACUAAGAGCAGUUUGUUUCAGGUCUUUCUGCUUAGUGAUUCAACAAACCACAGUACUUCCUAUGGCCUGCUGUGUACUGUAUUUGAACUCUGGGUCUUCAGUUUUUCUCGAUGGUGGUGUCUAUGGUAUGUUGAGCUCAAGUUACUAAAGGUUUUACUGUCACGAUUUUAAGUAGACUCUCAAGACCUCUCAGAAUAAGGUGUAACCACCCUCAAAUUGCAUAUGUUAACAUAUGUGCCUUCAUAUAGCGGGUUUGGGGACUCUUCAACAGAGAGAAACAGAUGUUUUCUAGAAUCAAGCCUUAAAAAGCACACCCACAGCAAAUUACCAAAAUACAUUGAGUGCAGUUGCUGUUUGACUCUUUGUAUUUAGGAAUAAUAUAGUUAAUGUUUAGUCCAGUAAAUUGUUUAAUAGUCAUGGUGAGUAUUUCAGGAAACUGACAUGACAACAGUGAUAAUAAUGCGGUGUGUUAAAACAGUGGAAAUAUAUGAAAUAUGUCUGUGUUUAUUUGGUCUUUAUAGGUUAAAAGCAGUUAAAUAUGUUUCUAUUUUAUUUCUGUUUUAACGUCAUCAUAGAAUUUUUUAAUGAAACGAAAUUCAAUUGAAAUAAAUGACAGUUUUCAUCUCCAUUCAGAGAUCUGUAUUUUUGUUCUUAGAGGGAUAACUGACUCAUGUCUCUGCUGUUGAAAGCCAGUGAGUCUUUCUGAGAUCAAAAAAUAUCUUCCAUUCUCAAAGGUUCUCUUAGCUAAUUAGGUGUACCAAAUAUUAUAAGCAAAUAGGUAGGUUUCAGACGGAUUGAAACAGUUGCCAUUGAAGCAAGUCCAGUUGCACCCCUUCCAUGAAGGAAGAAUAUUAGCUUAUGCCCUAGACUUGAACAAGUAUUAAAUUGUUGAAGUUUUUGUUUUUUGAAAGGUAACUUUGCCCUAAACUAGCAAGAAACAUCUGUUGCUGCUACAUUUAAAACACUAUGGAAUAAUGGUUCUCAAAGCGUGGUCCCUGGACCGUCAGCAUCACCUAAGAACUUGUUAGAAGUGCAGAUUCUUGUAUCUCACCCCAGAUCUACUGAAUCAGAAACUCUAGUGGGGACCAGUAGUCUGUGUCUUAAAAACUCUAAAUGUGAUUCUGAGGCAGACAGAAGUCUGAGAACUUAGCUAGAACAUAACUCCUAAAACUCAUCAGGAAAAACACAGAAAGCCCAAUUAGAGAAAUGAACAAGAGACUUGAAUAGGCACUUCACAAAAGAGAAUAUCCAAAUGGCCAAUAACUGGAAAAGUGCUCACUCUUGUUGGUAACCAGGGAAAUGCAAAUUAAAACCACCAUGAGAUACCACCAGACACCCAAUGGAAUGGCUAAAAUUAAAAAGAUUGAGAAGACCAAUCAAGCACCAGUGGAGCAGUGGGAACUCGCAUGCCCUGCUGUGUGUAUAUUGACAAAACGGCUUUGGAAAACAGUCUAACAGCAUUUACUCCAGCUGCGCACCCUGUGAUCUGUUGAUUCUACUCCAAGGCUGUACACAUGUGCUCCAAGAGAUGUGUUUAAGGAUGUUCCUAGAAACAUAAUUCUGGAUAGCCCCAAACCGGAAAUAAUCCAGAUGCUCAGCAGCGACAGCUGGUAAAUGAACUAUGAUGCCAUGGAAUACUCUACAGCAAUGAAAGCGAUUCAACUACCUCGACAACGCAGGUGAAUCUCAGAGACUGAAGAAGCCCGACCCAAAAGGAUAUUUAUGAUUCCAUUUAUACAAAGUUCCAACAACUGAACAACAGUGUUCAAAGUCAGAACAGGGCUUCACUUUGGGGAGGUGGAAGGUGGUGGUAAUUGGAAGAAAAAAAAGGGCAACUGCUAGGAUGCUUAAAUCAUGGGGGUUUUUGGCUGCCUGAUGGUUAGAUCGGUAUUCAUUGGGCUCUUCAUGUAUUUUCUGCACUUUUCUGCUGUAUGUCGUACUUCACAAUUGUUACCUAAAAAGUUCUCAGCCUUGUCUUUCUUUUAGAAUCUCAUUCAAGUUCAGUGGCUCAGUCGUCUAAAACUGAAUAAUCUGCAUCUGGGUAGUUAUCUCUGCUGAGGUCUUAAAAUGUAAGGCUGUUCAAGGGUUGUCUGGUGGCCCAUAGCAGAUGGCCUCAUUUGAAACUCUUGGGGCAUGAGUAGUCAAGGUCUAUUUUUUCUCUAACCAAUUAAUAAACCCCACUUACUCUCUUCAAUUGCAGCAGAAAUUAAAAGAGAACUGUAACAUUUUUCUGGCUUCUGGGUUUUUUUUAAAUCACUUUGAUUGAUUUACAAAAAGCUGUACUUCUGUAAUAUAUACAACUUGAUGAGUUUUGGUGGUAAGUAUACAGUAGUGAAACCAACCUCAGAAUCCAUGCCAUAAACUUAGCCGUCACCUCCAAAGGUUUCCUCCUGCCCUCUUCAUUUUUUAAUCUCCACUAAUAGGAAGGAUACAAACAAAAAUCAAUCUAAUGCUAAGUACUUUUAAUGACGCCAUAAAUGGUUGGUAUCUUGUGAAAAAACAAUUUAAGUCAAUUCAGUGAAGCAGUGAGUUAGACUCAAGUAUUGUGAUGAUUUGGUGAGUUGUUAAUUUAUCAGCUGAUUAAUUAGUCC